UCACUGGACUGAUGCUAACACUUCGCGUCCUACAGUAUGUGGGGUGUAUAAACAGUGUUACAACCAUCUGCUGUGCUGAGUUGUUAACGAGGGAGACAAUGGCCCCAGGGCCUCAGCUCUGCCCUCAUUCCCUCAUUCAUACUGCUCCAAUGUAGAGGAGAGGUGACUGUGGGCUGUGUCAUUUAGAUUAAAACGUUUAUUGAAUUCUGUCAACUUUAGAGCGGCUGCUUUACAAUAUCUUGAUUUCUAUUGAACUAUUAUUACUAAUUGUAAAUGUGAAUUGAAAACAUUAUCAGGACUUUAUACUGGAUUUAACUUCAGUCUUGGGUUGUUUGUUUCAAGAGGAGCUUGUGAAAAGAGAAACACGUGAACUUUGUUGAUUACUAGCUAUUUUUAAAUGUUUAUUUAAUAUUUUAAUAUGCAUGUGGGCUGUGUUAAAACAGCUGUUCUUCACCAACACCUCAAAUAUCCCUCACAGUCGACCCGAAGCAGAAAACCAAUAACUAUGUGGAGUUACUGCAUGUUAGCAGAAGUGUCUGAUUCAUUAAUGCCAUUGAGUAAACGUUCAUGUGGAUGUGGGGCUGUUAUGGCGCUUUGAUGGGAACCCUGGAAUCUAGGGAAUUUAGCCCCCUCCCCAGGACAAAGGCUGAGUCAGUGGCACUCGCGCUCAGCUCCAAACGCUGAAAUCCCUGAGGGGUGAUUUCUGUGUUUUGGGAAUGGUUCUGGUUUACAGAAAAAGGGGUUUGUUCAGAUUAGGCUAGCUGGCUGCCAGAGACAUGUAAUAUGGCUGCUACGUUGUUCACUGUUUAAUUAGAUGAUAAUGUUGUUGGAUAAGUGUUUAAACCUGCAGAGAACAAAAGCUUUUUGCUGGACUUUGAUCAUAUCAACAAGGCGAAAUUGGAUGUUUUCUGUGAAAGUGGAGGGUGAGGGUCAAGGUCGCAUUCUCCAACGCUUUCCUGAGAAAGACUGGGAGGACAGCCCAUUCCCACAAGGCGUAGAGCUGUUCUGUCAGCCCAGCGGAUGGCAGCUGGUCCAUGAGCGGCAGCCGGCCUCUUUCUUUGUUGCGGUUUUGACUGACAUCAACUCGGAGCGUCACUACUGUGCUUGCUUUACUUUCUGGGAGAGUCUGGACAAUCCACAGCUGAAGAAGAAUGAGGCCGGUGAGGCGGACGAAGCUGAUGAGGACCUGGCAGUUGUCCAACCAGCUCAAGUUUUUGCCCCCAAAAGCCUGGUGCUGGUGUCUCGACUAGACUACACCGAGGUGUUUAGGAACUGCCUGAGUCUGAUCUACACGGUCCAUGUAGAUGGCCUGUCAGCCCAGCUGGAAACGGUGAUCGGAAACCUUCUGACCUGCAUCAUUCCCAUUGCUGGAGGGUCACAGAUAGAUGAGACCCCAGUUUGUAGUUUAGACAUAGUUCCUCAGGCCCUGGCCUGUGACUGGCUGCUGGCCUGUCUCCAGCCAAGCCCAGAGGAAAGAGAGGAGAGUCUGAGAACGAUAACGCUAGGAGCUGGCGACCGGCAGGUUAUCCAGACACCUAUCAAUGACUCGCUUCCUGUCAGCGGCUGCAGUGUGGCACAGCUAUUCCGACAGCUUGGUAUCGUGAACGUGUUGUAUCUGUUCUGUGCUGCCCUGACGGAGCACAAGAUCUUGUUUCUGUCCAGCAGCUACCAGAGACUCACGGACGCCUGUCGAGGACUGCUGGCCAUAAUGUUCCCCCUCAAAUACAGCUUUACCUACGUUCCCAUUUUACCUGGAAAACUCCUGGAGGUCCUGAGCACCCCCACCCCCUUCAUCAUUGGCGUCAAUUCUUUCUUCCGCUCUGAGACUCAAGAACUGUUGGAUGUGAUCAUCGCUGACCUAGAUGGAGGCACAGUUACAAUCCCUGAAUGUGUCCACAUCUCUCUGCUGCCUGAGCCCCUCCUACAGCAGACCCAGACAGCACUCUCCAUGGCUUUGGAUCCAGAGCUGGAAGUUGCUGAUCAUGCAUUCCCCCCACACUCCAUUCAACCUUCUGCACUAAAGAUUCAGGAUAAGGAAAUCCGAGCAGUUUUCCUGUGGCUGUUUGCUCAGCUUUUCCAUGGCUACCGUUGGUGUUUACAUAUAAUCCGCAUCCACCCUGAGCCUGUGAUCCGCUUCCAUAAGGCGGCCUUCCUGGGUCAAAGGGCACUGACGGAGGACGACUUCCUCACCAAGGUGUUAGACGGCAUGGCGUUUGCGGGCUUCGUGUCGGAGAGGGGCCCUCCUUACAGAGCCACUGAUCUGUUUGAUGAUCUUGUUGCCAACCAGGUGGAGCGAAUACGACAAGAGGAGGCCUGCCCACACAAAGUCAUGAACCACAUCAAGGAGCUAGCAGAGCAACUCUUUAAAAAUGAGAACCCCUACCCUGCUGUGGCCAUGCACAAAAUCCAGAGACCAUCAGACAACGGUCAGAACACCUCACAGAUUCAGACCACCUUUCCUGCUCUGGAUGAGGUCGGAGUGCAGCUUUUCAUCGAUCAUGCUGCUGCCAGGCUAAAAAACGCACCUCCUGUGGUCAAGGCAGAGAUUAAGAGCAUGGUGCCAUCAGGGCCACCGCUAGGUGACAUCGUGGACAGGAACAGUAACGUGAUGGCAAACAGCGCUCGCAGACUGGAGGUGGUCAGGAACUGCAUCACAUACAUCUUUGAGAACAAAAUGCUGGAAGCCAAGAAGCUGAUGCCAGCAGUUCUGCGAGCACUGAAAGGUCGCACAGCCCGAGUCUGUUUGACCCAGGAGCUAAACCAACACGUCCUGCAGAACCGGGCCGUACUGGACGACCAGCAGUUUGACUACAUUGUGCGCAUGAUGAACUGCACCUUACAGGACUGCUCACAUAUGGAUGAGCAUGGGAUUGCAGCAGCCUUGCUCCCCCUCAUCACUGCCUUCUGCCGAAAAUUGGGGGCAGGCAUCACUCAGUUUGCCUACAGCUGUGUCCAGGAGCACAUGGUGUGGACAAACAUGCAGUUCUGGGAGGCCAUGUUCUACAGUGAUGUCCAGAACCACAUCAAGGCCCUGUACCUAGAGACGGAUGGUGGAGAUCAGCAGAACAACUCUGUAAUUGUCUCCUCUGCUCCCCCUCAGGAUGGGUCGGGAAGCAGAAGAGAAGUCAGUGCCUUAGAGCUGGCUGCAGAGCAGAACCGGCUGUGGCUGACGCUCAGCAAGGAGCUGCAGAUGGAGCGCGUGCAGAAGGAGGAGAGCACUGUAUUCAGCCAGGCCAUCCACUACGCCAACAGGAUGAGUUACCUGCUGCUGCCGCUGGACACCAGCAAGAACCGGCUGCUGAGGAGCUCCGGGCUCGGUGACGUGGAGAGCGUCAGCAACAGCUACGUCACAAAUAGUAUUGCAGGCAGUAUGGCGGAGAGCUAUGACACAGAGAGUGGCUUUGAGGAUGCAGAAAGUUCAGAUGUGGCCAACUCAGUGGUGCGCUUUAUCAACCGCUUCGUUGAUAAAGUGUGCAACGAGAGCGGAGUGACAAACGAGCACCUGAAGGCUCUCCACAUCAUGAUACCAGAUAUCGUACAGAUGCACAUCGAGACGCUAGAUGCAGUCCACAGAGAGAGUAAGAGACUGCCUCCGAUCCAAAAGCCCAAGCUGCUGAGGCCGACUCUGUUACCUGGUGAGGAGCUGGUGAUGGACGGCAUGCGGGUUCACCUGAUCCCAGAUGGCCGAGAAGAGUCAACAGGGCAGAUGGGAGGACCGCCUCUACUUCCUGCUGAGGGCGCUAUCUUUCUUACAACCUACCGCCUUAUUUUCAAGGGAACACCGUCCGACCCACUGGUGGGUGAGCAGAUAGUGACCCGCUCCUUCCCCAUCGCCUCUCUAACUAAGGAGAAGAGAAUCUCAGUCACAUUAUCCAUGGACCAGUUUGUCCAGGAGGGGCUCCAGCUACGAUCUUGCACCUUUCAGCUGAUCAAGAUUGCGUUUGAUGAAGAGGUUGCAUCAGACCUGGCUGAAGGUUUCAGGAAACACCUGCACAAGCUGCGUUAUCCUCAGCAUGUCCAGGGUACCUUCGCCUUCACGGUGGGUCAGAGUGCCAAGCUGGUGUUGGAGCCCAAGGCCAAGGACAAGAACCAGUCCCUUAAAACACUUUCCAAAAACCUGGUUAAGACCGCCAAGAGAACCAUCAACCGGCAGUAUGUGACCAGGAAGAAGUAUUCCCCCCCCAGUGUGGAGAACCGGAGCAGUUUCCAGUCGGAGCUGGAUGAGGACGAAAUCUCAGUCUCAGAGGAGGUUGAUCAGGGCGCCCUCACCCUCUCCUCCACCAUCCGCUCCUCAGACAGGCAGACGAUGAGCAACGUUGUGGAGCGUGCCUGCUGUCGUGACUACCAGCGUCUCGGUCUGGGCACGCUCAGUAACAGCUUGACUCGUAGUAAGAACGAGCCCUUCAGGAUUUCCACAGUGAAUCGCAUGUACACCGUCUGCAGGAGCUACCCCGGCCUGCUGAUAAUCCCUCAGAGCAUUCCAGACACUGCCAUCCAACGAAUCUGCCGCUGCUACCGACAAAAUCGCUUUCCUGUUGUGUGCUGGAGGCAUUCGAGAACCAAGGCGGUCCUGCUGCGCUCAGCAGGCCUUCACGCCAAAGGGGUUGUCAGCUUCUUCAAGUCCCCCAACGCUCCCACUGCAGUUCCAUCUCAGGCAGACUCGACCAGUCUGGAACAGGAGAAAUACCUGCAAGCCAUCAUCAGCUCCAUGCCCUCCUACAGCGAGAGCAGUGGCAGGAACACCCUGAGCGGCUUCACGUCCACACAUAUGAACACCUCUGAGUCGUCCGAUAAGCUGCGACAGCCCAAAAUUGGAGAUCUGAUGAAGCAGGUUCUGGGCAACAAAGAUGAUGUUCCUGGAACCUUCAGCAGAGGAGCUCUUGGUCAAAAGGCGAAAGUCUGCUCCCUCUCUCAGUCCAAAGUGUCUGGCAAGGCCAGGACCCCUUCUAGAGGUAAAUGGGGUAGUAUACGGGGCAGCGGGCGUCUAAGUGCCUACAACCCAGAUGUGGGGACGCGCCUGGCUGGGAAAGAAUCCCCUCAGCCCAACGGGGGACCCAGUGAUCCAUUGUUCCUCCGCCAGCAGAAAGCCUACCUCUACAUCAUCGGGGACAAAGCCCAGCUCAAGGGAGGAAAGCAGGACUCAUUCCAGCAAUGGGAGGUGAUACCCAUCGAGGUGUGUGACGUGCGGCAGGUAAAAAACAGCUUCAAGAAGUUGGUGAAGGCCUGCGUGCCGAGCUCUCCGACCUCCGACCCCAACAUGAGCUUCCUGCGCCUCCUGGAGGACUCGGAGUGGAUGGCCCUGCUACACAGGGUGCUACAGGUGUCUGUACUGGUGGUGGAGCUUCUGGACUCUGGCUCAUCUGUCAUGGUCAGCCUGGAGGACGGCUGGGACGUCACCACACAGGUGGUGUCCCUGGUGCAGCUGCUCUCUGAUCCCUACUACAGAACCUUCGACGGGUUCCGGUUGCUCGUGGAGAAGGAGUGGUUGUCGUUUGGUCACAGGUUCAGCCACCGUGGCGCACAGACCCUGGGUAGCCAGAGCAGCGGCUUCACCCCCAUCUUCCUGCAGUUUUUGGACUGCGUGCAUCAGAUCCACCUCCAGUUUCCCAUGGAGUUUGAGUUCAGUCAGUACUACCUGAAGUUCCUGGCCUACCACUACGUGUCCAACCGCUUCCGCACCUUCCUGCUGGACUCGGACUACGAUCGCAUCGAGCUGGGAGUUCUGUACGAGGAGAAAGCAGACAGGAGAAAUCCUCAGGUGUGUAAGUCUGUGUGGGACUACAUCGACAGACUUAACAAGAAAACUCCCAUCUUUUACAACUACAUGUAUUCACCAGAAGACGAGGAGGUGCUGAGGCCAUACACGUUCGUCUCAAACAUGAAGGUGUGGGAAUUCUACCUGGAGGAGACCCUGUCCGAAGGGCCGUCGUAUGAUUGGGAGCUGAAGGGCCGACAGGAGCGGGUGGCAGAGGAAACGGCAGAAAAACCCGACACCAGUGCCCCAAAAUCUCAGCGGCACAUCGUGUGGCCAUGCUACGACAGCCUGAACAGGGUGAUGCCCGACGCCAUCACUAAGCUGCUGCAGGACAUGCAGAACCUGGAGGUUGAACUUGGUCAGACAUCGGACAAGUGGAAAGACACGUGGGACAAAAUCAAGACUAUGCAGAGGACCGAGACCAAACUGGAAUCUAAAGCAUCCUUCUCCAGCUCGCUGCUGAUGUCAUCUAACCUGAGCCACCAGCGGCGUUCCCAUGGUGUCUGUCUGCAGGAGGGCAGCGUCAGAUCCUCCAUAAAUCUGAGUUUGGAGUGCGAGGCCAGCGCCACAUCCACACCCGUCACGGGUCGACAAAGUACCAGCACGCUCUACAGCCAGUUCCAGAACACAGAGAGCGAGAACAGGAGCUUUGAAGGCAUUCUGUACAAGAAAGGAGCAUUGUUGAAACCAUGGAAACCACGAUGGUUUGUUCUGGAUAAGACAAAACAUCAGCUGAGAUACUACGACUCCAGACAGGACAAAGAGUGUAAAGGCGUGAUUGACCUAGCUGAUGUGGAGUCCAUCACGGUGGGAACGCCUGCCUUGGGAGCCCCCAAAAAUGUCGAGGAGAAAGCCUUCUUUGAUCUCAAGACCAACAAGCGAGUGUACAACUUCUGUGCCCAGGAUGGGCUGAACGCACAGCUGUGGAUGGACAGCGUUCAGAGCUGCCUGUCGGAUGCCUAAAGACUCCUGAAAGUAAAGCCCGAGGUUGCGCAGAACACCUGGUGAACAUGUCUGCUAGUGAUCCCAGUAAAACCAGGAGAGGGAAGAACUUUGUUCACUAGUGUUGAACUAACAAUCUUAUGUUACAGCUUUUUUGUUAGAAAAAUUUGAGAAAUUUAAAAAAAAAUCCGAGAAGGGACGCACCACCCCCCAACAGUCUGAGCACUGUGUUUAUGCACAAAACCAAUGCAGAUGUAAAGUGUUUCUGAGACAUCUUGCAGCUUGGACCAGCAUGAGGAUCCUCCCAGACCUUCCACCAUGACAUACCCCGCUCAGCCUUUAAGACACUUUGGAGAGGAAUGACGGAGGAACUGCAGUCGGAACUCAUGAAACUGCUCAGAAAAUGACCUAAAAACGAACUGGUGGACCAAAACUGCCCUGAGGAACCUUCUGUGACAGCCAACACCCUCCUUCUGCUCUCACUGCCACUCACCCUGGACAGAGAACUGUGAGCUAGCUGUUUCUAUAAUGGUUCAUGAAGGAUUUGCUUUACUUUCUAGUUGUUUUUUUUCCCACAAUCAGACCCAGAUCUCACGCUUGUCAGCUGUUCUGCGAAGGUGGCGUCUUACUGUGAACGCCGUGGAUCAGCGGUGGAGAUCAAACCAGGAAGGCUUGCGGAAGAUUUCGUUUACAGAAACAAAAGUUUGCUCUUCUCUGCCAUGCUUUCACCCAAACUACUACUAGCAUGCAGGUUGACAGGGAUGCUGAAGGGAAACUUAGGGGUUUCUAUUUGUGUAAAGAUUCCAGAACAGUCCACAGGAGGUCAGGAACGUGGGAGAUGAGGGAUACUAGCGAACAGAUGAUGGGAUGUGUCAGAGACAGUAUUUGUUGAUAAAUGCAGACAGUUGCCGUGCACUAGCAACGGAAACGAUCUGUAAAAAAGGAAAACUGCUUUUUUAUUUUUACCUAAGUAGUAUUGUUUCUAUUUUUUUACACCUGUGAGGACGUUUGCACACAAUUAUCCAGACUUUUCCAGUGCGUUAAUCCAGGCGACGUUCCACAUAAACAAACCAUUUUUGUUGCUUCUCCUCAUGAAUCCCAAAACUAAAUUAGCAAACUAGCUUCAGCCUCAGUGGGAGAGGUGGAGGGACCUCCUCACCUCACCACCUCAUUAAACAGGGAGGACACAAAAGCCAGAGAGACGUCUUAGAUGUGACCCUGAUGGAGCAGAAGCUGCUUAGAUGCACCGUGGGCACCCGCCCUAGCUUCAGCUGUCCAAUUUUGUAACCUGGAAGGUUUACAGUUUGUCACACACACACACACACUCUUAAAAACCACUCGACCUACUUUUGUACUCACAAGCCCUGCUUUGUAAAAUACACUUGUGCUGACCUUGAACAUAAAAGUGAAACCUGUAGAUUAUUUUGUGUCUAAUAACUCCUUGUAUAUACUACUCCAGAUUUGUAUGUAACAUUUAUGGUAGUAAUUUAUUUAACUUGUCUCCUCAGUAAAGAAAGUUCCUCAACCAUCACUUUCUUUUAAAUUAGGAAUUCAAUGUGCCAUUUAUUUCUGUAUUAAUGUGACUAAUGCUUUUGUUUUGUUUUUCUGGAGAACUUAACAAGUAAACUUUUGUUUUUUAACAACAUUGUCCUUCAUAUCGGUUAUAGUGGUGCCAGUGGUCUAGUGAAAGAGGACGACUUUUAUUUUUGUUGUUUUGUUUUGGUUAGAUUUGACUCCUGCUCCUUCACAGGGCCGCUGUGUUCUGGAGCCCUGUCCAAAAACAUGUCAAACAUGAUGGUUUUUCAGCUCCGGGUUCUGCUGAUGUUCUCCUUUUGGGUUCGUAAAUUAGUUUUUAAAAAAAUAUAUGUAUAGAAGUCUGUUUUGGGAAAAUUGAUGGGAGUGCCUCUUGUAAGUCGCAGUAUCAGUGUUCAUUUUUAAAACAAACCUUUGGUAAUGAAAAUGAAAGAAAACUACCAAAACUGCUUCAUUAAUCUUUCUAGUGUCGUUGGAAGUAGCUUAUUUUGUGAUCUGUUAAAACGGAAAGCUGGAUUCAGUCACUGUUUUAUUUUGUUCCCGUCAUUUUUUUCUCAUUUUAUUCAAGCGAAAUUAAAAAUAAUGUCCAUCUUCCCCUCACAUGUUAUUAGAUGUCCUCACAGUAGCUGCAUGAAUCUGUUAUAAACCAGGCAGCUGCAGAUUUACCCUAAAACUCUAGCAGAAACUUAAACUUAAGACUUUAAAUGAUUUGCUGCUGUGAAGCAGAUGGACCAAAGACACUGCUUAGCAGAACCCGCCUGGGGAAACAUUGUAAUGCAUAUUCAGUCAGCCACUAAUCACUGUGUUAAACAACAAACGGCUAAAUUAUUCACAUUCUAACAUCUUAUUUUAAUGACCUUCUGAGCCAGGUUAUGUGGUCAAUCAUGUCAGUCUAGUUUUUAGAAUCCAAAUAAAUCCUGUGGGUUGAACUCUU
Nothobranchius furzeri (turquoise killifish) is the source of this 9164-nucleotide messenger RNA. The record is from RefSeq and is a predicted model, not a curated record. NCBI's taxonomy places the organism in Eukaryota, Metazoa, Chordata, Actinopteri, Cyprinodontiformes, Nothobranchiidae.